AUGAAUAAGCGAAUCAACGAACAUUUAUUAAAUCUUGAGAUUGAUUUAAGAAAACUUAAAAAUAUUAUUAUUGAUGAAAAUUCAAAGGAAAAAAAUUUAGCUGAUUUAAAAAAACUUAUUGAUAGUAUUGUUAAUGGAGAAAAAACUUAUGAGGAAUCUUCUAAAACAAUUUUAAAGCGCGAAUUAACAAAUCUUUUUAAUAAUAAAGUAGAAACUUCUUCUAAUCCAAAAAAGUAUAAAAAUUUAGAAGA
Molecule: messenger RNA, 251 nt
Organism: Dentiscutata erythropus
Lineage: Eukaryota; Fungi; Glomeromycota; Glomeromycetes; Diversisporales; Gigasporaceae
Source: the annotation of a GenBank genome assembly